CGCGCGGCUGGGCAAACGUAUAUAUUCACUUGUCGCAUAGUCUCCGCUGACACGAGUCGAAAUGCCUUUACCUUGGUUUAUCAUCUGUCUAGCACUGACCGCGUGGCGCGCGGAGGGCAGCGAUGUGCUCGAGUUUUGUGACUCUGACUUUGACCGGAACGCAGCCGUGCACGAAACUCUACUGGUAGAGUUCUUCGCACCUUGGUGUGGUCAUUGUAAGCGGCUUGCUCCGGAAUAUGAGGCUGCUGCCACAAGGCUGAAAGGGACACUGCCUCUGACAAAGGUUGACUGCACCGUGAACUCCGAGACGUGUGAGCGUUUUGGGGCGAAUAGCUAUCCCACCCUAAAAAUCUUCCGCCAUGGAGAGGAAGUUGAAACUUAUGAUGGCCCCAGAACAGCAGAUGGCAUUGUGAGCUACAUGAGAAGGCAAGCAGGUCCGAGUUCUGUGGCUCUGCUUAGUGAGGCGGAUUUGGAUUCUUUUAUCAACAACUAUGAGGCCAGUGUGGUGGGCUUCUUCUCUGGGGCAAACAGUACACAGCUUGCAGAGUUUCUGAAUGUCUCCAGUGCCCUGAGGGAUAGCUAUCGAUUUGCUCAUUCCACUGAUGUGGGAACAGGCCUGAAAUACGGUGUAGAUGGAGAGUGUGUUCUGCUGUUUCGACCCCCCCAUUUAAAUAGCGAGUUUGAGGACAAUGUGGUGAAAUACACAGAAUCCACUUCUAAUUCCUCUCUCCGUACCUUCAUCAGAGACAAUGUAUUUGGUCUCUGUCCGCAAUUAACCACAGAAAAUAAGGACAUUCUGAGAGGAAGUGAUCUGCUUACAGCAUAUUACAAUGUAGAUUUCUUAAGAAAUCUCAAAGGCACAAACUACUGGAGGAACAGAAUAAUGAAGGUGGUGACACAGUUCCAGGAUCGGGGUCUGAGAUUUGCAGUGGCAGAUCGACAGGCAUUUCAGGAUGAGCUUGAGGAGUUUGGUUUGGGUUCGUCUGAGGAAGGAGACAUUCCUGUCAUCACAAUCCGGACCAGAGAGGGUAUCAAGUACUUGAUGCAGGAAGAAUUCACGCAAGAUGGCAAGUCCUUGGAGAAAUUCCUGGAGGAUUACUUUGCAAAAAGUUUGAAACGAUAUAUGAAAUCUGAGCCUGUUCCAGAGUCCAACGAUGACCCUGUAAAGGUUGUGGUUGCAGACACAUUUGAUGAGAUUGUAAAUGAUCCAGAGAAGGAUGUGUUGGUUGAAUUUUAUGCUCCUUGGUGUGGCCAUUGCAAGGACCUGGAGCCCAUAUACAAGGAGCUUGGAGAACAGCUCUCUGGGGACCCCAACAUUGUCAUUGCUAAAAUGGAUGCCACAGCUAAUGAUGUGCCCCCAAAUUAUGAUGUCCAAGGAUUUCCAACCAUUUAUUUUGUGCCCUCUGGACAAAAAGACCAGCCACUGCGAUAUGAGGGUGGUCGUGAAGUCAGUGACUUCAUCACCUAUCUGAAGAAUAUCUCGAAAAGCUCAUCUUAGACGAGUCAUGGGAUGAACUGUAAACACAAUAGGAUGCUGAAUUUAACCGGUGGAGAAAUGCACAAAUCCACUUAGCCAAAUAUGUCCCUCGCAGCUAUUCAGGACAUCAAUUGGGAUCAUCGAAGCACGUGAUAAAAUUCAUGACUU
Molecule: messenger RNA, 1645 nt
Organism: Carassius carassius (crucian carp)
Lineage: Eukaryota; Metazoa; Chordata; Actinopteri; Cypriniformes; Cyprinidae
Product: protein disulfide-isomerase A3-like
Exons: 13
Coding region: 62-1498 (478 amino acids)
Biological process (GO): response to endoplasmic reticulum stress; protein folding
Cellular component (GO): endoplasmic reticulum; cell surface
Molecular function (GO): protein disulfide isomerase activity
Source: RefSeq, a predicted model, not a curated record